Messenger RNA from Sphaeramia orbicularis (orbiculate cardinalfish), 4298 nucleotides. RefSeq names its product SH2B adaptor protein 2 (gene sh2b2). The transcript has 9 exons. Gene Ontology annotation, biological process: antigen receptor-mediated signaling pathway; intracellular signal transduction. Bases 236 to 2296 code for a protein of 686 amino acids. Gene Ontology annotation, molecular function: transmembrane receptor protein tyrosine kinase adaptor activity. The record is from RefSeq and is a predicted model, not a curated record. Gene Ontology annotation, cellular component: plasma membrane. Lineage: Eukaryota; Metazoa; Chordata; Actinopteri; Kurtiformes; Apogonidae.
UGGCGCACAUCAGAGCCAAAGAUAAAGCAGCAGCUCAGUGCGUCGAGCGGAGAGAUGGAGGGAGAGCUGACCGGCGGUGAGCUCUUCUAAAGCGGACAGGACAUCAGCUGAAGAGGGAAUAACAAUGUAUGAGCCUGAAUAGACCACAUCCCCAGAGGAAAACCAGGACCACAACCAGCGUCAUGAAACCAGUCCUGCAUUGAGCCUCUCCUCGGUGGGUUGGCAUGGCCCAGUGAUGAACGGAGCGGUGGUGCCCGGUAGCCCGGAGCUCUCCUCCUCGUGUCCACUGCCUGACUGGCGAGAGUUCUGUGAGCUCCAUGCCCGAGCCUCCGCUGCAGAUUUUGCCGACAAGUUCCAGCGCUUCCUGUCAGAGAACCCAUGCUACGACUCACCCGGUGCUGAUGCCAGCUUCUCACAGCACUUUGCCCACCACUUCCUGGAGUGCUUCUCUGCAGCACUGACCCAGGCCCGGGAGAACCAGGCAUCUUCACCUGGGGAGGACGGCUCAAACGCUGCACCUAAAUACAGCAUUGUUCCUUUCCUGGGAAUCCAGGGCUGUCCCCUGUCCUACGGUCAGGACCUCUAUCAGAGGCGCAAGGACGCUGGGGCUUCAAGUGAAUCCCUGGACAGUAUGGACAGCGGAGGGGCAGGGAUAGAUGUGGGAGGCAGUGGCACCGCUGCCUCUCGAGGCCCCCAGCCGACCCACAAGGUGUCUGCUUUGGGACAGUCCCGCAGUUCAGAGGAUGUGUCGGUCAGUCACCCCAAGGCUCGAUUCAAGAAGGGCUUCUCCCUCCGGAAUAUGAGCCUGUGUGUGGUGGAUGGGGUGAAGGAGAUGUGGCACCGACGGGCCUCCCCUGAACCAGACGCUCCCUCUGGAACCAGAAAGGCUAAUGGGGGAGGAGGAGAGGCAGCAGCAGGAGAGAAGUGGUCCCAAAAGUUACGCCUUCCCAGGGGUUCUCAGGGCCACAAGGCAGAACUUCUGGAAAUCCAGAGAGAGGGAGCACUGAGGUAUAUGGUGGCUGAUGACACAAACUGUAUGGGUGCUGCGCAGUGGCAGAAAUGUCGCCUUUUACUGAGGAAGACAAAGAGAGAUGAAGGCGGGGAGAAGUUCCUGUUGGAGUUCUACGUACCACCCAAGUCGUCAAAGCCCAAGGUGAGCAUCCCUCUGUCGGCGAUUGUGGAGGUGAGGACCACCAUGCCACUGGAGAUGCCCGACAAAGAUAACACAUUUGUCCUUAAGGUGGAAAACGGGGGUGAGUACAUCCUGGAAACCAUCGACUCGCUGCAGAAAAACUCCUGGGUUGCUGACAUCCAGGACUGCAUAGACCCCGGUGACAGUGGUGAUGACAUCGAGCUGGCGUCGUGUCCUCAUGGUCAGGCCUCCAAAGACUGCUCCAUGGUGGCCUCUUGCAGCUGUGAGCUGCUGUCUGAGGGGAUCUAUCGUGCUCCAGAAAGGUCAUGUCCUACAGCAGCAGAGCAUUACAGCGCAACCUCAGUACGCUGCAGGGAACCCCCUUUCACCCAGCACCCAUCCCACAUGCCUUUAGAGCGCUUCCUUCAGUCCCCAGAGGCACAGGGCUCCAACCCAGCCACAGGUGGCAGCGAAGGGGCCAAAGACUCAGAUGGUGACGCCAGCCUGGCAGGUUACCCAUGGUUCCAUGGUACUCUAUCCCGUGUGCGUGCAGCUCAGCUGGUGCUUGCAGGCGGAGCCAGGAGCCAUGGCCUUUUUGUGAUACGUCAGAGUGAGACACGGCCAGGCGAGUACGUCCUCACCUUCAACUUCCAGGGAAAAGCCAAGCAUUUGCGGUUGUCAGUGAAUGAAAACGGGCAGUGCCACGUCCACCACUUGUGGUUUCAUACCGUGUCGGACAUGUUGAGACACUUCCAUGCCCACCCCAUCCCCCUUGAAUCUGGAGGCUCUGCCGACAUCACACUACGCUCCUAUGUACAAGUGCAGCGGAGCUCCAACACAGAUGUGACUGUGCCUCCAGUCGUCACUCCACCCAGAGAUGGAGGCUGCCGGACAGACUCAGCCCAGCCGGCUCUCCUCCCUUCUGGGAUCACAGCAGCUGCAGGGCCUCCUCCUGACGCCCCACUCUCCUCGAGCACCUCCUCAUCACCCACUGCCCUUCCCUCCCUGUCCCGCAGUGACCCAGGUACAGGAGGAGGUUUACAGAGCAGGAGCAACAGCUCAGAGCGCCUGCUGGAGGCCUCUAGUGGUGCAUCCGAGGACUACCACGAUGCUGAUGGGACUCGCAGGGCUCGAGCAGUGGAGAACCAAUACUCUUUCUACUAAACAUCCUGGGCUGGUUUUCAUUCGGAGGCUCUGAUUGCAUGAGAUGCAAAAAAGCUGGAGCUUAGAGGUGACAUGGGAGGUUCUGCUGAUGAUGAAACCGGUCCAAAUCACCGAAUCACCCCUCAAUUGGUUUGUUUGAUUUUGUUUCAAGGGAAUAUCCUGUUUCUCUCUUGGGAGAAUGGGGGUGAGCUCAUGCCAUGCAGAUAAAUCCCUCAGGCUUUGUCACAGCAUUUCACACUCUGUCAGUCUGUCAGGUGAACAUUCAGGUAGAAAAAGGUUGGGAUGAAGUGAGAGAUGUAGAAAGAGCAGCAUAAAAAGCAAAAGGAAGUCAUCUAGCUGAGCCAUAUGGCUUUGAUUCACCUCAACCAACCACUUCCUGUUCAUUCUUACCCACAGUUCCCUGGGAGCACAGCCUGUGUCACCACCCUGAUGAAGGAUCAAGAGCUAAAAUGACCCUCAAGACACAGUCCCUCCCUUCAGAGCUGCUCUGAGCUCCCAAGAGCAUCCCAUUAAUGUUUAUAAAGCUGCUUUGAGUCUUUCCCGGAUAUCCUUACUGUCCCUUCGGGGCUUCCCUACAAAGUCCUGCUCUGGGUUUGCUCUACACUAACAGCAGUACAGCAAUCGUGAGUUAGUGUUAGUUUGGAGCUGUUUUUCUUAAACGUGUACAGUCCUAGUGCCUGACAACUCCCUUGGACUUGAAAGGACUAUAGCGAUCAGAAAGCUAUUGUCAAUGACAAUGAGGAGAAAGCUGACAUAAUCACAACAACACAAGCAUCAAAUGCAGGUGAUUAUUUUAUCGUCCGUUUCUGCUUAGAAUACAACGAAUAUGCUGAAAUUGUUUGGUUCUCACAGUUUUAUUGAUGGCUGCAACGUAAAAACAGGUGGUCAUAGACUGUGUUGAAAACCAGUGUGAAAUGGAAGACAAAAGUGUGUUUAGUCUGUAUGAAUAUGACAGGGUGGUACCCAUUUUGCUGUCAUACUGGGGUAUUUGUAUGAGUGUGUGGUGGUGUAUUAGAGUCCAAAUAUUUUUCAAUGAUUGGUGUGCUACAGUAGUGUUUCUAAAACAUGGUUUUCGAGGUCCCUCCGUCUGGUGCUGGUUCUGUACUCGAGCUCAUCAUAUCAAUAACCUGUAGAUUAGAGAUGCUGUUAAUAUAAGAGUUCACUUUGAAGUAAUGCCUUGAAGAUAUUAUUAUACCAAAUCCAGCAUUUAUCGGAGGGACUUGGGACUUUGUUUUUUAGAAAGAUGGUAGUAUUGUUUACUGUUUGUGCAGUGUGGUGAGGACUGGAGGGUACAGGCAGUAACAUAGAAGGAACCAAAUGGUCAUGCUUGAAUGGAAAGAUGUGGCAUUAGUGCUUUUUUUUAUAGAGAUUUUUGGGCUUUAGCUCAUUAGGUUAAAAUGAACACCAAGUUGUUUGUUUGUUUUUUUUAUCAUACCUUACAAUAAGAACUGACAUCAUGGUUUUAGAUCUUCAUAAGACACCAAAACCACGAUGAAGUAUCCUCUCACAGCAUGUUAAAAACACUUUAAAAUCUUAGAAUCCAAAAGCAGAAAUAUCAUUGCUACACAUAUGCAACACUUUUAUUUAGUUGAGAUAAACAUAUCAAGAAGCUCCAUCUGUCUCUUCAAGCAUGGCCAUUUUAACCUAGAUGGUAAAUUUAUGAUUUCAGUCGAAGAGCAGGCGGAGCAGUUCAUGUGCCAAUCUGAAUCCUAUUUUUGAAACAUAUUUAUUCCUCAGCCGUUGUAAAUGACAUUUUUCCUAUUGAGUCUUAUUUAUGUACAAUUGAUUGAUUCUUGUUUAUGAAGCAUCCUCAGUGGAACCCAUCUGUUGCAAGAGCCCAUCUCACAUAUCACAGAUUGCUUGUGUCUCUUUUAUUUUCUUAAACCUUCUUAAGGCUGAUUUUCUGUUGUCUGACUGAGUUUUGAAGAGUCUGUGCAAUUUUGUACAAAGUGAUGUACUUGACAUACUACUUUAUAUUUCUGUGAAUAAAAUGUGAACAAAC